UCGAGAAGACAGCCCAAAUGCAUGCCUGUCUCGUUUGAUCAUUCAGUUGUAGAGAGACAAAGAGCGUCUCUUCUUACUGUGUGUGUGAGAGAGAAAAGAUAAAAUUCUCAGACCCACAAGUACGUACAGUGUCAUUAAAACAGAAAAAAAAAAAGAAAAGAAAAGCAUCAUCAGCGAGACAAAGCGAUAAAGUUGCAAGACACAGCGCAUAAGCCAUCACUCUCACUUUGUGUCGUGUUUUCUUUAGUAUUUCAUUUGGACCCCAAUUUUAUUUAUUUUUUAAUUCCAAAAUAUAUAUAAACAUAUAGGAACUCAUCAUUCCACUCUGUUAAAUCUUCUGUUUUAGUGGUUCCCUUGAUGCUUGACAUCAAAGCUACACUCAAUCAUUUUCAGUGGCUCUCUUGGACUCUUAAAAUUAAAGAUAGAUAUUGGGUUUCAAAAAAUUCUGAGAUAUAGCUUUUCUGUUUGUAGGUGACUGUUUGUUCUUUUCCUUAACAAUUUCCUCGAGUUUGGUGUUUCAAGAAUCCCUUUCUCCUGCUUUUUAAGAAGCUCUUGGGACUGGUGAGUUUCAAAAAUCCUUUCUUUUUGUAGUUGUGUUAAUUUCUUGAGACCUGUAUUGUUAAAGGUUUAAUCUUUUGUUUGUUGUACUCUUUCAGAUUAAUAAAGAAAGAAACUUUUUUUUUCUUUAUUGUUAAAGUUUUGCAGUAGAAUUGGUUUAGAAGGAAGAAAAAUGAGGUCUUUUGAUGUUUUGUCACAAUUCUGAUAUUUUCAUUCUUAUAAUCAAAUAGUUUCUCAGCUCUGAGUUGUCGGCCUGAUAACAUAUAGUGGAUGUUGAAGCCAUUGUUUUGUCUUUAGGUGUCCAGUCUUGUUGUCUUUGGAAAUGCCAUUAUAAGUGAAUUAAUUGUGCUUUGAAUUUUGCAAAGAAUGGCUGAAAUUAGAGUUAGAAAGGUAGAACAAGGCCAAACCAAAAUUAGGAAUGUUCCAAUUGCUGUGACCCCAGAGGGUUUCUGGUGUUGUCCCUCUCCCAAUGUGUUUCAGAAGAGCCUCAAAACACAGAAUCCUUUAAACAAGCCCAAAUCUCCUGUUCCUACAACCCAAACCCCGGCUCACAAGAAACAAACUUCAGUUACUGAGAAAAGACCGGCUAGUGCAGCACCUAAAUCAGGUAUUGUUUCUGAUGAAAAAAGAGGUGUUAGUUCUGAUACACCCGUCGUUAGUGCAUCGGUGCCUGCAGAGAGAACACCUCGAUCAAAGGUUGAAAAUGUACCAAGGAAAGUAUCGAUUGAGUUUGGUGAACCAGGAACUAGCGAUCUCAGGGUGAUCUUGCUAGGAAAGCAGGGGUUCACUGUGAAGUUGAAUGUUCACAAGAGUAUUCUGGUAGAAAAUAGCAGUUAUUUUGCUAAUAAAAUAUCAGAACAGCAGCCGGUUUUUCCUUGCAUUGAAAUUGAUGAUUGUGAGGAUGUUGAGAUAUAUGUUGAAACCGUCGGCCUCAUGUAUUGCAAAGAAUUUAAGCAGCGGCUGAUCAAACAAAGUGUUUCUCGUGUUCUGCGUAUUAUCAAGGUAGCAGAACAACUUGGAUUUAAAUCAUGCAUGCAGUCAUGUUUAGAGUAUUUGGAAGCAGUACCAUGGGUUGGGGAAGAAGAAGAGGAGAAAGUUGUUUCAUCAGUCCUACGGCUGCAGAGUGAGGGAAUCGGAGUGACCCCUGUGUUAAAAAGGGUGUCAUCUGAUAUUUCUAAGCCUCACAAGGACACAUUCUCUCACAUCCUAGAGCUGGUGCUAAAAAGUAAUGAAGAGAGAGGCCGCCGUGAAAUGAAAUCCAUUGUAUUGAAGCUCCUCAGGGAGAAUAACAGUCUUCCAAGUUCAUCUGACUCAGUUGACAGUUAUAAUGAAAUAAUAUAUGGCUCGUGUAGAAGUUGCCUGGAUUCAGUAUUGAGUCUGUUCAAACAAGCAGCUGAACCUGAGUUUAGCAACAACUCCAUUGAUUGCAGAGAACCAGUGGUGAAGCAGAUGGUUCUAGAGGCGGAUAACCUCUCGUGGAUGCUUGAAAUUUUAACCGAUAGGCAAGCAGCAGAUGAGUUUGCGGUAACGUGGGCUAGCCAGCAGGAGUUGGCUUCUCUGCAUACAAAACUACCUAUUGUGUCUCGCCACCAUGUUAGCUGCAUCACAGCGAGGCUUUUUGUAGGAAUAGGAAGAGGGGAACUUCUGCCGUCAAAGGAAACGCGUAACCUCUUGUUACAGACUUGGUUACAGCCAUUGAUCAAUGACUACAGCUGGUUGCAGCACGGAUGCAGGUCGUUUGACCGUAAGGUAGUGGAGGAAGGAAUCGGCAGAACAAUCCUAACGCUCCCUCUAGAGGAGCAGCAGAGUAUUUUACUUUCUUGGUUAGGCAGUUUCCUCAAGGCUGGUGAUAAUUGUCCAAAUCUUCAGAGAGCAUUUGAAGUCUGGUGGCGUCGGACUUUUGUCAGACCAUAUGCAGAGUCAGGAAAUAUCCGCCAAUUAGACCACUUGAUGACUCCAAAGAUGACAGAACAUUAGAAGCUGAUGUAUAAUUGAAGAUCAGUGUUUUUGUUGUAUGCAAUCAAGAAAGGAUGAGGUUGUAAAAUUCAAUGGUGUAAAGUGUUUUAAGAAGGGCUUUCUUAAAUGAAGGGAUAAGCUCUCUCAGUCGUAUAAAGCCUAACUGAUUCCAAGAAUUCCUUGUGUGAAUCAUGUAAAUCUUCAAGAAUAUCAUUUCAAUUGUCCAAUUUGGUGUGUUAGUGAUUUUGUAACAGGUAUGUAAUACAAGUUGGUUGUGUUAAUUUGUAGUUUGAAUCAAAUUUUCUGACAGGA
This is a messenger RNA of Nicotiana tabacum (common tobacco), 2826 nucleotides long. RefSeq names its product BTB/POZ domain-containing protein At3g50780. The record is from RefSeq and is a predicted model, not a curated record. NCBI's taxonomy places the organism in Eukaryota, Viridiplantae, Streptophyta, Magnoliopsida, Solanales, Solanaceae.